UCCGCCUCCGCCUGCGCCCUCGGAGAGCCACCGCACACGCCACCAGACACUCCGGCCAGUGGGGCGACGCGGAGCGUCCUCCCUCUAUCUCCGGGCAGUGAGCGCUCUGCCCGCCCGCGCGUGCGCCCCGGCGGGCGGCUGGACCCCGCGGCGAGAGGGAGAGCGUAGGGAACCCGAGCCGCUCGGAGGCGGGGCCGUCUGCCCGAGCCGCGCGGAGCCUCGGGACAAUGGGGCCGCGGCGGCUGCUGCUGGUGGCCGCGGGACUCAGUCUGUGCGGCCCCCUGCUGUCGGCCCGAACCCGAGGCGGCAAUUCCGAGUUAAAAGCACCCAAUGUUACCUUGGACAUCCGGUCAUUUUUUUUCAAGAACACCAACGACAGAUUUGAACCAUUCCCACUGGAAGACAACGAGCGAAAAAACGGAAGUGGGUUCCCUGAAGACAGAUUAAGCUCCAUCAACAGAAGCCAUCCUCUUCGAAUACCGUCCUCUCUGCCCAUCUCGAAAGAUGCCUCAGGGUAUCUGACCAGUGCCUGGCUGACGCUUUUUAUCCCCUCCGUCUACACUGGUGUGUUCGUCGUAAGCCUUCCUCUGAAUGUCAUGGCCAUCCUCGUGUUCAUCCUGAAGAUGAAGAUCAAGAAGCCUGCUGUGGUGUACAUGUUACAUCUGGCCACAGCAGACGUGCUGUUUGUGUCAGUACUCCCGUUCAAGAUCAGCUACUACUUCUCCGGCACUGAUUGGAAAUUUGGGUCCGAGAUGUGUCGCUUCGUCACUGCAGCAUUUUACUGUAACAUGUACGCCUCCAUCAUGCUCAUGACAGUCAUUAGCAUUGACCGGUUUUUGGCUGUGGUGUACCCCAUCCAAUCCCUGUCCUGGCGCACUCUGGGAAGGGCCUCCUUCACUUGUUUGGCCAUUUGGGCUAUGGCCAUCGCCGGGGUGGUGCCUCUCCUCCUCAAGGAGCAAACCACCCAGAUGCCGGGGCUCAACAUAACCACCUGCCAUGACGUGCUCAAUAAAACCCUGCUCGAAGACUAUUAUGCCUUUUACUUCUCAGCCUUUUCUGCUGUCUUCUUCUUUGUACCGCUAAUCAUUUCCACAAUCUGUUACGUGUCUAUCAUUCGAUGUCUUAGCUCCUCUGCCGUUGCCAACCGGAGCAAGAAGUCCCGGGCUUUGUUCUUGUCGCUUGCUGUUUUCUGCAUCUUCAUCAUUUGCUUUGGACCCACAAAUGUCCUCCUGAUUGUGCAUUACUCAUUCCUUUCUCAAGAUUCCAUGGCAGAAGCCACCUACUUUGCCUACCUCCUGUGUGUCUGUGUUAGCAGCAUAAGCUGUUGCAUUGAUCCCUUGAUUUACUAUUAUGCUUCCUCUGAGUGCCAGAGGUACCUCUACAGUAUCCUAUGCUGCAAAGAAAGUUCUGAUCCCAGCAGCUAUAACAGCAGUGGUCAGUUGAUGGCAAGUAAAGUGGAUACUUGCUCUAGUAACCUCAGUAAUAGCAUAUACAAAAAGCUCUUAACUUAGGAAAAGGGACUGCCAGUUAGUUGAAAAGAAAAGAUUAAAAAAGUGAGUAACCUGAGGAUUCUAUUAUUCCUUGCCAAAAAGGUAUUUGUGAUCAAAAGCAACACAUCUAUAAUUUGCAUGCCUCUUUCUUAUGAGAGCCAUUAAUCAUAUCUAUUAGUUAUAGGAAAAGAUAACAAGAAUAGAAAACAGUGUUAUUCCAAGAGUAUUGCCAGUGCUACAGUAAUAACUGAAUGUCAUUUUUUUAUAUAUUUAUGUGACUUACUAUGUAUGUGUGUAUGUGCAUACAUACACACACACGUGUUUGUAUCAUUUGGAGCACAGUAUAGAAUAGGCACUUUGAAACCCUGUCUUUUUCCCCCCUAGGAAAUAAACCCUAGUUUUCUGAUUUUAUGUGCAAAGUUUAGGUUGGUGGAUGAACAUCUGAAGAUGUUCAUCAAUAGGGAGGGAUUCCGUGGUUUGGACUCAUACGGCUUUUGCAAAUAAAUGUGUUUUGAAAUUGUUCAACAGCAAUGUUUAAGUUAUUAAGGGAUAAGACUUAGCACUAUCUGUGUGUAGAAAAGGUUCUACUGUUUUUCAUUUUAAACGUAUCAAAGUUUGAAUUCUGUAGAUUAUGAAAACAGAUAGAUGUCUCACGCCCUCUGUAUGUAAAGCAAGAAUGAGCAUAGGUCCCACGAGUGACCUUAGGUUGGCUUUCAAAGCAGCCUGCCCCGGAUGGAGGACUCCAAGCAAUAGAUACAAAGCAGGGCCAUUUCAGACAUGGACUGGUCACAAACCCUCCAGCUGAGCCUCCCAGAGAUCAGAACCAGGGCCACCACCGUUACUUUCUCCUCCUGCGGUUCCCACAAGGGCUGGCUGUGAACUCUCUUGUUCAUUAGAAUUUGGCAAAGUAGGUUGUACUAUCCCAGGAGAUAAUGAACGUAAAAGACUUUUCUCUGCCCGUUUUAAGAAUAGAGAAGGAGGUCACAUUCACUUCCAGCAAUUAUCUCACAAGGACCAUUCUCAGAUGGAAACACUCAUGGAGCAAACAUGAACACACGUUGUGUGCUCUGGGCACAAUGAUGGGUGCUGGGCAUACAGAGUUGACUGCGACUGAGACCUGCCCUCAAAAAGAACGAAGUAGGGCGCCUGGGUGGCUCAGUCGGUUAAGUGUCUGACUUCGGCUCAGGUCAUGAUCUCACGGUCCGUGAGUUCGAGCCCCACGUCCGGCUCUGUGCUGACAGCUCAGAGCCUGGAGCCUGCUUCAGAUUCUGUGUCUCCCUCUCUCUCUGACCCUCCCCCGUUCAUGCUCUGUCUCUCUCUGUCUCAAAAAUAAACAUUAAAAAAAAAUUAAAAAAAAAAAAAAAAAGAACGAAGUAGACCAGUACAGGGUGUGGUAUGUGUAUGAUAAGUAAAUAUGUCCUUAUCUAGAGAAGCUUUUUUAGCCCAGUGUAACCAUGCAAGUUUCAUACCAGCAAGGAUCGUCAGUUGAAGAACUUUGAACAUUUUGGGCUACUGUUUCCAAUGGUUAUAACUUCAGAUGAAAACAUAACACAAUACAGGAAUUACAUUUUUAAAAAACAAGUCUUCCGUUCUACGCUGGUUGAACACUAUUUAUUUACAAAUGUUUUCAAAAUUAAAAAAUUUUUAAAGAAUCAUUUAUGCUAGUUUGAUGAGAAAUAAUAGGAGAAAUUAAAACUGACUUUGAAAUCUAGGAAAAUUAUUCUUUUCUUUCCAUUUACUUUUUUUUUAAGAGUUAAUGAGAUGAUUUUAAAAGCAUUUUUUAACCCCAUGAUUCGUAUCAAGUACAGGAAAUCCUCAUGGAUUUGACAAAAUAAUUUGAAAAUUACUUCGAAAUGUAUAUUUUUUCCUUAUGGAGCAAUGUUGGCCUUUUAAACAAAAAAAUAAAACAGUUUCAAGGCAAAUGUUUACCUUUUCAAAAGAGCAAACGCUUUCCAAAUGCCAUAGAAUAAUUUACAUGAAAGAGCAUAAGGUAAGGAUAAGCUAACAUCGAUUUUAUUUUUUUAGCAUGGGUUUUAUUAACUUAGUUACUAUAUUUUAUUCAACUCAGUGGAGAUUGUUUAUUCAGUCUGAAAUAUUAAUAUACCUCUGACUUUAUAUGACUAUCAUUACUAUGUUAUCAUUGUGUACUUAUGUCAUUGUUUUUAUGUUUUCUGUUUUUAAAAAAAAUGUAUAUAACAUAUUAAUAAACAUCAAAGUUUGCUUGGUA
Molecule: messenger RNA, 3717 nt
Organism: Felis catus (domestic cat)
Lineage: Eukaryota; Metazoa; Chordata; Mammalia; Carnivora; Felidae
Gene: F2R
Product: coagulation factor II thrombin receptor
Biological process (GO): positive regulation of blood coagulation; blood coagulation; positive regulation of Rho protein signal transduction
Cellular component (GO): membrane
Molecular function (GO): thrombin-activated receptor activity
Source: RefSeq, a predicted model, not a curated record